Messenger RNA from Brassica rapa (field mustard), 4651 nucleotides. Its product is annotated as arogenate dehydratase 4, chloroplastic. Lineage: Eukaryota; Viridiplantae; Streptophyta; Magnoliopsida; Brassicales; Brassicaceae. Gene Ontology annotation, molecular function: prephenate dehydratase activity; arogenate dehydratase activity. The record is from RefSeq and is a predicted model, not a curated record. Gene Ontology annotation, biological process: L-phenylalanine biosynthetic process. Gene Ontology annotation, cellular component: cytoplasm; chloroplast.
AAUGUUAAAAAAAUUUAAAUACUACAUAUACUCUCAAAUUCGUGCUCUUAUAUAUAUUGACCGUCAAGGGUGUUAGUCAUAUGUUAAUUUAUCAAACAACGUUAUUUUGGAUAAAUUAUCUAAAAUUAACAAAUUUUAAAUACUAGGUGAACUCUCAAAAUCAUGCUCUUAUAUAUAUUGACCGUCAAAUGUGUUAAUCAUCCAUUAAUUUAUCAAACAACAUCAUUUUGGAUAAAUUUUGUAAAAUUAAAAAUUAAAAAAAACUACAUGAACUCUAGAAAUUGUUCUGAGUACUGGGCCAAAUAUAUAGAUAACUAGGUAGACCGCAUGCACGCAUGUGCGGGGCAUUAACAUGAUUCAUAUAUUGCAUAUAUAUGUAUUAUUUUUAGUGUAUAAGUAUGUAGUAAUUCUCUCUCAAUCUCUAUGUAUCAUUCUGUCUCACUAAGUUCAAUGUUAUAAUACAUGUUUGAGCCAUUGACUAUUAUUCAUAACAUAUCAUAUGAUUAUACACCUUGAACCAAAAAAUAAAUCAAUGCAAUCUCAUAAGAUUUAAAAUCCUGCCCAACAAAGAUAUUGAUUUAGAUUUCAUUAUAGUUUUAUUUUAAGUGUAAAAAAAUAUAUUCACAUAAAACACAACAAAAAAAAAAUAGAGAACAACAAGUUUUACAAAGGCCUCAUAGCCCCCAUGCCUCCGAACAUAAGGGUCACUGUUAAGUAGUGAUUGCCUGAACUCCUCAACCUCCGGCAAACACGGGUUGAACCUGAAGUCAGAUAAUCUACCUUUGGUCUCAAGCCAUUUAUCAUCAUCAUCAAAAUAUUUUGUAUAUAUAAGUUUAGGAAAAUUUUUAUUCAAUUAAAACUAAACACAUAAUAUAAUACACUUACUUAUAAACCUCCGGAUUCUCCACAUCUUGAGGACCAAAAUCACCUCUCCACGACCCCUCAUGUUUUCAAACCCAUCCUGGAAGGCAUUAGCAUGACCGCCAGUUGCCACACAUUUUAUCUCACUCUCGCUAUUAUGAAUAAAACAUUGUAUGUCAAUUAUACUAAUGUAAAAAUUUGGUCGUGAUCAUAUGUUACUUUCUAUUUACAUGUUGUCCCUUAUAUAAAAUACCAUCUUUGGUCCUGCAGAGUCAUCGAAAUGGACUUCCGUGUUGAAGACCACUCCCAUUAUAUCUACAAGAUAGGUGUUUUCGCUUAUGUUACUUACAUAUAUAUUAUCUGAAAUAUAUUUUUGUAGUUGGCGUUAGUACCCAAGGGAUAGUUUAUGUUCUUGAUAUGAGGGAUAUCAUGAAUACAUUUGAAUUCCAUGUAAUGAUGAUUUUUCAGAGGAUCGAUGAUGUGUAAUUUAUUAUCAGGCGUAGCCGAUAGUUUGAAUCGUGAGUUUGUUGUAUUGAAACCUUGAUAGACAUGAUCAAUUUCUACCCGAAUAUUUCAACCCAGUAUCCCUCUUGGUUCUCUAGGUCUCUAAAUCUAUAUGCACUACCAGAAUAAACGGUCAUCUCCAUCUUGGUUCCCUGCAUAAUCAAGUUUUAGUUUGCAUUGUUGCAUUUUAUUAGAAAAUUAAGAGAAUGAUUUUACAGAUACAGCCUCAUCCACUAGUAUAUAACUCCAAUUGGAUCCACAACCAGAAACAUAGGAUCUGAAAGAAUGGAUCCUGAGUAUUUUAACUCUAAAAUGCCAUGACGUGAUGCUAGUGUUAUACACAACAUUAGCAAGCAUAUUGUAGUGUGCCAUAUUGUUAGAAACCUGAGAGAUUAUGUGUCGUUUCUUUGCUUUUCGGUGAAUUAUGUGUUAUGUUUUGCAAAGAAAUGUUAGUGGGAGAGAGCAAACUGUAUAUAUGUAAUGGGAGAGAAGGAGAGGAUUAAAUGGAGUGGAGUUUAAAUUUAGUGACUUGACUAAACAUUACAGGCAGAAGAUAUAGACAAAUGUAAUCAUAAUUAUCUCCAAAAGAGGCGACUGUUCUGGAGAAAAGUUUUGUAUGUUAGAGGAUCACUAAAUCAAAGGUUUUAUCACCUCCUCCAAAUAAAUUAACUUAUAUAUCUCUCACUAAUAAUCAUUUUAUUUUCUCUGUUCAUUACAGUUUAGGAAGACACAUGGAGAACUUGAAUUUGGCUUCCCUCCCUCCUUCGAUCAUUCAUCAGAUUCUCUCCGAGGUAGUAGCAAACAAUAUCUGCGACGUCGGCCAAAUAUGUAGAUGGUAUGAUGAACUUAGCAUUUAGCAUUGAUCAUAGAUGAUUGGUUCACAACUAUUCUGGUUUUACUCGUGAACAUGUUGAUCAGAUAUCUCACAUGAUCACUACUCAGGAAGUAUCAGGCUAUUGGGAUCACGAUAAAUAUGGGAUGUUUUGGUCUCUAUUUGAAAGAAUAGAUGCUAACGUCUCUUCUCAUUUGCUUGCUGGUGCUCCAAAAUAGAAGAACAUGUGUUUGUAGUCUCCACAGAUGGAUCAAAAACAAAGCGGAGAUGUGAUCAUUGUUUAUGGAAGUAUGCAGCCUAGACCUUCUGCAAUGAAAUAUAUUCGACUGCUUAUGAGUGGCCAAUUAAAGAUUAUUUAUGCGUUGACAUGUAUUUUUUUAACAAAAGGUACUCUCAAAAACCUUAAUAUAAUUUAUGUACUCUUAAUAGUACAAUAAACAAAUUAAAAAGACAAACAAAUAAUAAGUCUCAGUGACACAGCAAGCAACAUCACGAACUAUAUCAAUCACAUGAUUAUUAACACAGUUUAGUCCUUCAUAAGUGAAGAACAAUGCAUACACCGUUCAUCAUCAUACUCUAACCCUAUAACAAUAAAAAAAACUUGAAAAACAAUGAUCAACCCAAAACGUAAAAUUCAUAACUACAAUAACCCGAACAAAUAUUGAGAUGAAACAAGAACUUUAUCCACACCUCCGCGCUUGUCCUUAAUUAGGUUUCAGGGCCUAAAAUUCUCAGGAAUUUUACGGAAUUCGAUAAGGUGUGCAAUUCGAUUAAACAGCCCUUGUGGUAGGUGAAGAAUUUUACGGAAUUUCCUCAACAAUGCUUCAAGACUUUUUUUUUCUAAACAAAAAAGUUUCUUCAAUUAGUUUUAAAUGUUAUAAGACCACCAAUCAUCUUCUCAACUCUCUCUCAGCUUGGGCUUCUCUUUCAUACGAAAGAACUCAAAGCUUCAAAACUUAAUAUCGUUAAUGCGCCGUCAGUUUACUCUUAAAUUCAUAUUAUCAUCUUACCAUCAUUAACAAAAUGCAAGCCGCUACGUCGUGUGAUCUCAAGUUCCGAUCAACAAAUCUGACGGCUAGUACUGCACGUCCCACCAACGGGAUGUCAAAGCGCGUGAAUGUCCUAUGCGGUUACAGGUCGAUGCCGUUCAGCUUCCGCAACGGCGUCUCCGUGAGCCGAGCAGAUUGGCAAAGCUCAAGCGCCAUUUUAUCAAGCAAAGUUGCUUCUGUAGAAGAUCCCGGUGGUUUAGCUGACAAAAUCGCCGUCGUUAAUGGUCACAAGAACGGCUCCGUCGAUCUCAGCCUCGUUCCCGUCGAGACAACCAACGGAAAACUAUCCCAGGUUCAACCGUUAACGAUCACCGAUCUAUCUCCGGCUCCGUUGCAUGGGUCUAACCUCCGAGUAGCUUAUCAAGGAGUUCCCGGAGCUUACUCGGAGGCAGCCGCCGGAAAAGCAUAUCCAAAUUGCGAAGCCAUUCCAUGCGACCAAUUCGACGUCGCUUUUCAGGCGGUGGAGCUUUGGAUUGCCGAUAGAGCCGUUCUUCCCGUGGAGAAUUCACUCGGUGGUUCAAUCCACAGGAAUUACGAUCUCCUCCUCCGUCACCGUCUCCACAUCGUCGGCGAAGUUCAGAUUCCAGUCCACCAUUGUCUCCUCGCGCUUCCGGGUGUCCGAACAGACUGCGUCUCGCGAGUGAUAUCUCACCCACAGGCGCUGGCUCAGACAGAACGAUCACUCGACAACCUCACCCCACGCGCGGCACGUGAGGCCUUCCACGAUACGGCGGCUGCAGCAGAGUAUAUAGCCGCUAACAACCUCCAUGACACUGCAGCUGUGGCGAGCGCACGCGCCGCGGAGCUCUACAACCUCCAGAUUUUAGCUGACGGAAUACAAGACGACACGGGAAACGUCACGCGGUUCCUGAUGUUGGCGCGUGAACCAAUUAUACCACGCACAGACAGGCCUUUCAAAACUAGCAUCGUCUUUGCGGCUCAAGAACACAAAGGAACCAGUGUCCUCUUCAAAGUCCUCUCCGCCUUCGCUUUCCGAAACAUCAGCUUGACCAAGAUCGAGUCGCGGCCGCACCACAACCGCCCUCUCAGGGUUGUCGGAGACGGGAGCUUCGGGACGGCGAAGAACUUUGAGUAUAUGUUCUACGUUGAUUUCGAGGCGUCCAUGGCGGAAACGCGUGCACAGAACGCGCUUUCAGAGGUUCAGGAGUACACGUCUUUCCUAAGGGUGCUGGGAAGUUACCCCAUGGAUAUGACGCCAUGGUCCAUGUCACCCACCGAAGAUGCAUGAUUCAUCGAACAUAAAGUAAACGCACCAAUAAGUUUAUUAAAUUAGAAUUUCUUUUUGUGUGAAAUUUGUAAUAUACAAUGAAAUUAAACGAACAAUUAAAAUUUGUUUUCACGUGGUCAUUAGGAGAAUAUAAAUUAAACGAACAAUGUUAUUACA